Molecule: messenger RNA, 1295 nt
Organism: Glycine soja
Lineage: Eukaryota; Viridiplantae; Streptophyta; Magnoliopsida; Fabales; Fabaceae
Product: protein EXORDIUM-like 5
Exons: 1
Coding region: 16-1170 (384 amino acids)
Source: RefSeq, a predicted model, not a curated record
AAAGUGCGCCCACACAUGGCAGCUGUCUCCAGCCCAUGUUCCCUGAAGCACUUUAUAUAUCCAUCCUUCUUACCAUAUUCACUUAGAGUCCCAUCCCUUGCUGAAAUUGUCACGACCAUGUUGUCAUUAUUCACCAACUUGCUCCUCUUCCUAUCCCUGCUAAUCGGUCUAUGCAAUUGCAGGGUAACAACAACAAAUGAAGAGGUGCAAACCCUAAACACAAACACUCACUUCAACCCACAGGUCCCACCCCUCCGAACCCUCUCUUCCUCGAAGCGGUUCGAGGGUUCCUCGGAGUUCGUGAAGCUCAAAUACCACAUGGGACCUGUGCUAUCGUCUCCGAUCAACAUCUACCUCAUCUGGUACGGCAAGUGGCCCCAAUCCCAGAAGCUCCUCAUCAAGGACUUCCUCAACUCAAUCUCCGACGACCACCACCGCGCCUCCCCCUCUCCCUCCGUCUCCGACUGGUGGCGCACUGUCUCCCUCUACACCGACCAGACCGGCGCCAACAUCUCCCGCUCCGUCUCCAUCGCCGGCGAGUACUCCGACCUCCGCUACUCCCACGGCACACACCUCACCCGCCUCUCCGUGCAGGACGUCAUCGCCACCGCCGUCCAGGCCAAGCCCUUCCCCGUCGACCACCGCAACGGGAUCUACCUAAUCCUCACCGCCGAAGACGUCACCAUGGAAGACUUCUGCCGCGCCGUCUGCGGUUUCCACUACUUCACCUUCCCAUCCAAGGUGGGUUACACGCUCCCUUACGCCUGGGUGGGGAACUCAGGAAAACAGUGUCCCGAGGUUUGCGCUUAUCCCUUCGCUGUUCCCGGCUACAUGGGCGGCGGCGGCCCCGGCCACCUCACGCCGCCGAACGGCGACGUCGGAGUGGACGGCAUGGUGAGCGUGAUCGGGCACGAGCUGGCGGAGCUCUCGUCGAACCCGCUGGUGAACGCGUGGUACGCCGGCGAGGACCCCACCGCGCCAACCGAGAUCGGAGAUUUGUGCGAGGGGUUGUACGGAACGGGUGGUGGCGGCGGUUAUAUUGGUUCCGUUAUGAAAGAUGGUGAAGGGAGAACCUUUAAUCUUAACGGUAGGAAUGGACGGAAGUUUCUAGUGCAGUGGAUUUGGAGCCCCGUUUUGAAGGCUUGUGCUGGGCCCAAUGCUUUGGAUUGAAUUCCUUCAUACAUUACAAGCUCUGCCUGCUACUCUUUUUUUGCUUACUUACCCUAUCUAUGUAUCAUACACCUAAUGAUGCUUUUUUUUAUUAUUAAUGACGAUAUUCAUUUUUAUCUUCUCCA